UUCACAUCGGCUGUCAUGAGAGAGAACGACAAUGUGAGGCAGGAGCCGCAGGACACCAACCGACCACAACAACUCGCAUUCGUUCAUGCUUCUCGCACUUACCUCGCUGCUGUCCAGAGCAAAGAAUAUAUUUACCGUAUAUACAAGCGGGUGAGUGGAAUUUACUAUAUCAAGAAAAAGGAAUUGACCAUGCCGGUGGGAGCUGAUGGAUUCCGUCUUCCAAAUAUUAACGAGAAAGGUUCCGAAAAGAAAUUAGAUUGGUUAACUGGCCCUGGACAGAAUGAACAUUGCCGCACUUUUGUCAUUACUGGGGAAGACCACACUUUAGGAAAUGCACUUAAGCAUUUUAUUAUACAGAAUUCUGCUGUAGAAUUCUGUGGCUAUACCGUUCCUCAUCCAAUGGAACGGAAAAUACACGUGCGUAUUCAAACGAAGGGUACUCCAGCUGAGCAAGUCCUUCGUCAAGCUUUAAGUGAACUCAAGGAACAGAAUGAAGCUAUCAAAAAAAUGAUCCAGGACGAAAUCAAAAGAUACCUGGAAACCCAUCCGCAAGCAGACACAGAUGAAGAUGACACCCCAUGAUGUCAGAGGGGUGUAGAAAACAUGGAAUAAAAGUUAUGUACAGUCAUCAAAAUGUUUUUUGAUUUUUAAAAAUAAAUUGCAAUUUCAGAAGA
Procambarus clarkii (red swamp crayfish) is the source of this 674-nucleotide messenger RNA. RefSeq names its product RNA polymerases I and III subunit AC2 l(2)37Cg (gene Polr1D). NCBI's taxonomy places the organism in Eukaryota, Metazoa, Arthropoda, Malacostraca, Decapoda, Cambaridae. Gene Ontology annotation, molecular function: DNA binding; protein dimerization activity. Gene Ontology annotation, biological process: DNA-templated transcription. Gene Ontology annotation, cellular component: RNA polymerase I complex; RNA polymerase III complex. The record is from RefSeq and is a predicted model, not a curated record.